Rhagoletis pomonella (apple maggot) is the source of this 447-nucleotide messenger RNA. RefSeq lists its product as uncharacterized. The record is from RefSeq and is a predicted model, not a curated record. The transcript has 2 exons. Lineage: Eukaryota; Metazoa; Arthropoda; Insecta; Diptera; Tephritidae. The coding region runs from base 37 to 375 and encodes 112 amino acids.
UUCGAGAGCAAUUACCGUGUGCUCUGCCGUUCGCAAAUGUUCGUCGAGAAUUUUAAUCGCAUAGCCGAAUAUAUGACGCGAGUACAUCGUGAACAGUUCCUCGAUUUACGCAAUAAAAUUGUCACUGAGCUACAGAAGGUCGGCCGCGAGAAGAGUGUCAUCGCUGCUGAUUCGCCACGCAUCGGAAAGAAGGUGAAAAUCAGUGAGAUCUUCCUUGAAAAAUUCAGCAAUCAAACUUACGAAUGGUUUAAACGACGCCAACAAUCCACACACGCCGCCUCAUUGGGCGCCCGCAGCAGUGCCACACAAAUUGGGCACAUGUUUCGUGCGGCGGGGAAAUUCUUACGCAAAGUGAUUAUGAAAAAGGGGAGAUGAGUUUGUUAUUACACGUUUAACUUCUUUUAUAAAGAAAUGAUUAUUACUUAAUUAAAAUUAAAUUAAAACAGA